UGUUAGAACCCUUACUUAUUUUUCACCGCAUCGAAGAGGCAAUACAACAGCCUUUGCUCUUUUGACAUUUUACUAGAGCCAUACAACAUUUUACUUAUGAAAAACGAACUAGCAUUCACAUUAUUUCGUAGUUGAUCCAUAUUAUAAAGAUUCGACAAAAAAUUUAUGGUGAUUGUUCACUGCCUAACUCAAUCCUCUCCAUUUAUUUAGAUUUGGAACCGGCCGUGCAUUGCAAAGCUAACAUAGGCAUACUUUUUUUUACACGUCAUACGAAAAUAAAUAAACAGCUUGAUAUCAUUGUUCUCGUCCAAUAAAUGACUACCGAGUUUUGUGGAUGUAUAAAUUUACACAGAGUAGAAGCAAAAUAGUCAUCUCUUUCUAAAAUGGUUGUGUUUAUGAUGAAGCUUCCAAGUACUGAUUCAUCAACUAGAUUGAUACUAUUAUGUUUCAUAUGUUUGUUAGUUUUAUCCUAUAGAACAAACUCAUUGGUGAAACUACCACCAAAUGUUACAGUUCCUGCACUCAUAGCUUUUGGAGAUUCCAUCUUAGAUACCGGAAAUAACAACAACAUCAAAACAGAAGUCAAGUGCAACUUCCCUCCUUAUGGUCAAGAUUUUGAAGGAGGAAUUCCAACUGGUCGAUUUUGCAAUGGCAAAAAUCCCUCAGACCUGAUAGUUGAAGAAUUAGGUAUUAAAGAGCUUUUACCAGCUUAUUUAGAUCCAAAUCUGAAACCAAAUGACCUUCCUACUGGUGUAUGCUUUGCUUCUGGUGCUUCUGGUUAUGAUCCUUUAACAUCUAAAAUUGCGUCGGUGAUUUCAAUGUCUGAUCAACUAGAGAUGUUCAAAGAAUACAUAGUGAAACUCAAAGGUGUGGUUGGAGAAAAACGAAAAAACUUCAUCAUAGCCAACACUCUUUUCAUUGUUGUAGCUGGAUGUGAUGAUCUUGCCAACACUUAUUUUACUAUUCGCACCCCACAACUUCACUAUGAUGUUCCUGCUUAUACUGACCUUAUGGUUAAAGAAGCUUCUAAUUUCGUUAAGGAAAUAUAUCAACUUGGAGCAAGAAGAAUUGGAGUGUUCAGUGCAGCACCUAUUGGAUACUUACCAUCACAGAGGACACUAGGUGGAGGUGUAUUUAGAAAUAUCAAUGAGAAAUACAAUGAAGCAGCCAAGUUAUUUAACUCCAAACUCUCAAAGGAAAUGGAUUAUCUUCGUUCUAAUUUGCAUAAUAGUAGGGUUGUUUAUAUUGACAUAUAUGCUCCACUACUUGAUAUCAUUCUAAAUCCUAAAAAAUAUGGUUAUAAAGUUGCAGAUAGAGGUUGUUGUGGAACAGGAAAACUAGAAGUUUCAAUAUUAUGUAACCCUUUGACUCCAACUUGUGCUGAUAAUUCAGAAUAUGUGUUUUGGGAUAGCUAUCAUCCUACAGAAAAUGUAUACAGAAAGCUUCUGGCUGAAGUUCUUCCAAAAUAUGUGGAUCGCUUGACAUGAUAUUGAUAUGGUUUAGUAAUUUGAGGGUUCAGCUAGUACUAUUAUAUAGCUGAGUUAAUGAGUAAGAUUAUAACUGUCCAAUUUUAAUUGAAAUCUUCUUUUGUUGUUAAAAGAAAUUAAAAUAUCAGUACAUACCAUAUUAAAAACACGAGAAUUAUGACUUUUUUUUUUAAGUGUGUUCUAGGGUGUGCAAAUUAAGCCUCAUUUAAUUCCGAAAUAUUUCUUCUCUGUCGUAUUGGAUCGUGCUUGGAAGAGCACCAUUAAUAAUUAUCACAUGCUUCAGAUUUUUCGCCAUGCAUGUGGAAGAGAGAUAUCAAAUUCAGAUUUUUUGUAUGCUUUAAUUUAAAGCAAUCAUGGAGUUUACUACAAAGAUAGUAUUUCAUAGCCUUAGAAAAAUAAGAUACAGAUCG
Lathyrus oleraceus (garden pea) is the source of this 1897-nucleotide messenger RNA. RefSeq names its product GDSL esterase/lipase EXL3. Gene Ontology annotation, molecular function: lipase activity. The record is from RefSeq and is a predicted model, not a curated record. The transcript is spliced from 5 exons. Lineage: Eukaryota; Viridiplantae; Streptophyta; Magnoliopsida; Fabales; Fabaceae. Gene Ontology annotation, biological process: lipid metabolic process. The coding region runs from base 384 to 1487 and encodes 367 amino acids.